Molecule: messenger RNA, 684 nt
Organism: Myxocyprinus asiaticus (Chinese sucker)
Lineage: Eukaryota; Metazoa; Chordata; Actinopteri; Cypriniformes; Catostomidae
Product: fibroblast growth factor 5-like
Exons: 3
Coding region: 1-684 (227 amino acids)
Biological process (GO): positive regulation of protein phosphorylation; positive regulation of gene expression; positive regulation of cell population proliferation
Cellular component (GO): cytoplasm
Molecular function (GO): growth factor activity; fibroblast growth factor receptor binding
Source: RefSeq, a predicted model, not a curated record
AUGAACGUUCCUCUCCUGCUUUUACUCUUCUCUCAGUUGCUCCGCUCUGCAGCGCUAACGGGAUCUCAACACGUUUCUUUGGAGCACCAACUUGUCGGCGAAGGGCGCAUAUCAGGGCGCAGGACUGGCAGACUGUACUGUAGAGUUGGAAUAGGUUUCCACCUUCAGAUUCACCCCGAUGGAAGAGUCAACGGGAGUCACGAACCGAAUCGGUUAAGUGUGCUGGAGCUGUUUGCCGUGUCUCAAGGGGUUAUAGGAAUCCGGGGAGUUUUCAGCAAUCAAUUUCUAGCCAUGAACAAGAGGGGGAGGCUUCAUGCGACUGAAAGCUUCACAGAUGACUGCAAGUUCAGGGAGCGGUUUCAGGAGAACAGCUACAACACGUAUGCUUCAGUGAUCCACAAGAACCAUCGCACUGGUAGGGAGUGGUUUGUGGCACUAAACAAGAGAGGUAAAGCAAAAAUGGGGUCCAGUCCGAGAGUGAAGUCACAACAUGUGUCUACACAUUUUCUUCCCAGGAUGAGCCUGAAUAAGAGGACUGAGCAAGGUUUCACAAUAACAGACAAAGAAAAGGAGAAUAAACCACCUCCACAGCCAUCAAAAACCUCAAUAACAAAAGUUACACUGAACAGUGGAAAGAGGAAUCAGCAAAUAGUCAAGUACUGGCCAAAGUUUAGAUUUGGAUAG